Molecule: messenger RNA, 1619 nt
Organism: Gryllus bimaculatus (two-spotted cricket)
Lineage: Eukaryota; Metazoa; Arthropoda; Insecta; Orthoptera; Gryllidae
Source: the annotation of a GenBank genome assembly
AUGAGUGAUUAUUAUCCAGACCGAGAUCCACCUAUGCCUGGAUUUAGUGGCCAGCAACGUGCACCAGCAUCAGCUCGUGACUAUUCACGCGGGGGUCACUACAGUGGACACUCAAAUGCUCCAGCAGCUUCAACUUCCCACAACGUGCAGCAGUAUCCAACACCAUCAUCGCGUACUUACAACGCUCAAAACAUUCCUCCAAAUGAAAACCAUGAGCUAAAUCUUAAUGAAAUAUCUGGUCCCCAUAACAACAGUUACUCUGAUCUUCCAGAUGACCAAUCUUCUCCUCGAUUCAUUGGAAACUCAAGUAACAUUGGUCACUCUGUUCAGCAGUUCCCUCCACGGGACGACUAUCAGCAUUCAUCUUCUGAUAUGUCUCAACCUCAAACAUCUUCAGAUGAACAAAAUCCAGCCCCAAAUGUGAGGAAUCAAACUCACUUUAAAGAACUAUUCGAUUAUCUUGAAAGGCUGCGUAACUAUCAUUUUUACUGGCAUCAACAAUCUCUGCACUACCGACAUUAUAUACAAUCUCAAUUAAAGCGUUUACAAGAGGAGUGGAGACAUUACACUCAAGUACAACAAGAUCUCUACAUUCAGCAGAAGCAAUGUCAAGCACAACUAAAACAUAUUCAGCAGCAUGGCCCACGCCAGUUCAAUGUCUCUCAUCAACUUCACUCAAAUGCUAUUGAAAAACGCAUUGAUCAGCUCGAAAAACAGCGUUUGGAGCAGAUGCGAUUGCAAGACCUUCUUCUUGUGAAACAAAACCAGUUACAUCAACAAAUCCAAGAAAUGGACCAGUACCGACAAGUAAAUGUUCAUGAAAGUUUACAUCAACAAUUUCACGAGCUACAAUGUGGAAUUCAGCAGUUCUAUCUUCAGCUGGAGAAAGAUAGGAGAGAAUUCCACUCGGAGUAUGAAGAGCAGAAAUUUCAAUUGCAAGAAACCAUACGGUUUGAGAACAAUGAAAUAUUAAGGCAGCUUCGUGAAUUUGAAGGUAAUGUAUACGCUCAGAUUGAACAUAUCCAACGACAGCAGGAACAUGAAAAUGAUUUUACACAACAGCUUCAUCAAAUGCAACAGGAUUUGCUAGCGCGGGUUCAGGAACUUGAACAGGCCGCACAAGAGGAUGUGCAAGAAGAGCAACUGCAAGUACAACCUCAGAUUGUUCCUCUUAAUGUCCCGGAUCAGAUCCACGCUCAUGGUGGCCUUGGAUUAGAUGUGGAGAUGGAUCCACCGGCAGUUGAUGAUCGAGACCCCAACGCUCUACAUUAUCUGGAACAAGGCCUCCAACAAUGGUUUCAAUGGAUCCAGCAAAACCCACAACCAUUAGUUGGCCAUGUAGCCAACAUUCACGCGAUGUUGGAAAACAACCCACAAAACCAGCUGUCUCUUCAAUUGCUGGUGCUGCAGUACGUGAUGAAUUUCAGGGCUUACAUGAAGCAAAUACGUCGCGACGUGAUGACACAGCACCAAAUUAAUGUUCUUCAGAAUGACCGCUUAGAGAGAUUAGUAAAGCAAUUACAACACCAAGUGGCUGCCCUAUGGCACCAAGUAGCUAAUCAUCAUAGAAUACUCACUCAACUGCAAGAAAGGCAGAAUCGUCAAAAUUAAUUCACGUG